This is a messenger RNA of Eucalyptus grandis, 1645 nucleotides long. Its product is annotated as transcription factor TCP5. The transcript has 3 exons. Lineage: Eukaryota; Viridiplantae; Streptophyta; Magnoliopsida; Myrtales; Myrtaceae. Gene Ontology annotation, cellular component: nucleus. Gene Ontology annotation, molecular function: DNA-binding transcription factor activity; sequence-specific DNA binding. Bases 272 to 1300 code for a protein of 342 amino acids. The record is from RefSeq and is a predicted model, not a curated record.
CUUAGUUUCGCUGGUAAAAGAUAUUGCCCUAAUGAACCCUCAAUCCCAAGCACUUUUCUUUCAGCUUUCGCUAGAUUGAGAGAACUUGUUAAAGAGAAGGAUUUCAUGGCAUGACAUUUCCUUCUCUAAUACUGUUCCAGAACACGCCGAUCUGUCACUUCAUGCCUUUGAUUCUUUGCCUGCAGAAGCACUGAAGUUCUUCUCUGGGCAAUUGGUGUAUACUGGAUAAUGAGCUAAACGUGUUGCAGCAAGAAUAUGAGACACAAGUGAGAUGAUCACCAGCUCAAGAGAAAAGAAAAGUGCUUUUCAAGCCAAGGAAGUAGGAGAGAAAGGCUGUAGUCAGAUCUCAAAGGUGGCGCCGUCAAGUUCAAGUCGUUGGUCAUUGGAACUUCGGAAUAAUCCAAGGGUUGUUCGCAUCCCACGCACUUUUGGAGGUAAAGACAGGCACAGCAAAGUCCGCACUGUAAGGGGUUUGAGGGAUCGGCGAAUUAGGCUUUCUGCACCGGCUGCGGUUCAGUUGUAUUACCUUCAAGAUAUUCUAGGUCUGACCCAACCGAGUAAGGUGAUAGAUUGGUUGAUUGAGGCUGCGAGGCAUGACAUCGAAAAGCUUCCACCUCUCCAAAUUCCUCAAGGAUUCAGCGAAGUGAUCAACCAACAAUUGUUGUUUCCUCCGGAAUCAAUUAACUUCUUUGAUGCAAGUCUUCCAUUCACAAAGCAUGGACUAAUUAGUCCUAGUCUCACAUUACUAGCUGGCAGCGCGAAAAUGGAGGUCAAUGAGGAUUGUGUUUGGAGCGCAGAUGAUAGAACAAGGCUGAAGUCAAAGUACUAUUGGGAUGGGAUCUCAAAGUUGAGUGAAAGAAGCAACGAGUUUGAAAGAGGGUGCUUUUCCGAUAAGAGCAAGCAGAUCGAUCUGAAUGUUCGAGAAAACCAAGAAGAUAUCAGUUCCUCUGGAACUGGGCUGGUCUCAGAUCAAAAUCUCCUUCCAAUUGGCCUGCUGAACAAUACCAUUGGAUACCGGCACUAUAUUCCUGGUCUCAAUUCGGAGGAUCAAUUUAUUCUCAGUCCAUCUAACAUGACAGGCCCUUCUUCGAUUCCUUCAUGUUCACCGUGUUGGACUGGUGCUGGUCCUAUUGAUAAUGAACACAGAAAAGUGAACCAUUUCCCUUUGUUCAACUCAGGCUCACAAUUGCCUAGCUUCACCCCGGCUUCGCUUAAACUUUAUUAUGAUGCCCUUGAGACCAAAUAUUCUCUUCUUUCUCGAGAUGAAAGCCAGGCAAAUGACAACAAUGGUAACUGUUGAAGUUAAGUGUUUGGAUUCUCAUGUCUUUUGAUUGAUAUAUUUACUCGGAUAAUGUUUCUUCAGCUUUUUGUUGCAGUUCUUCUAUGGGAAGCACGCACUUUAAGCAUAGAUUUGGCAAGCCUGUUUUUGCAAAUUAAUUUUGUGUACUGCAGUCAAGACUGCAGUUUAAGCAGAAAUUAAAAGAUGUGCUAUUGUAAUAAUUUCAAUCCAAAUAAGUCAAUCAGUUCAAGUGUUUUUUUUUUUUUAAUAUAUUAUUUAUUAGUAUCCGGAUCAGCUGGAACUUUCAGUUGUUGCAUUUAAUAUCUCUAGUUCCAUGUAAGCCUUUUUCUCCACGAGGGAUGGUAA